GAAAGAAACAGAAUAUUUACAUAUGUAGUAAUUUUUUUCUCCGCGCCAAAGACUUGAUCAGGGCCAUAGAACGUUCCACCGGGCAGUGUAGAAGCCGUCCAAAUCUCACCGUGCAUCACAUACCGUUACGGCGGCGCCCCCUCUCCCCGCUGCCAGCUGCCGCUAGACAACGCAGCAGUGGAAGAAAGCUUCUUUCCAAUAUUCCCCCGCCUUGUUCCCAUUCUUCCCUCCUCUUUCCACCCCUGCAGCUGCUCUGCUCCCCGCAUGGUGUGAAUUGUGAUCUGCCCGCCCCCGGGGGAAGAAAAAAAAAAGAAGGAAAGGCGCGACGCUGCUAGCUAGCCAUGCCCCCGCCGCGCGCCGCCGCCGCCGUGCCGGUGGCGCUGCUGAUCCUGGCCCUGGCGGCCGGUGCGGCCCGGGCCGCCGACGACCUGGCCUCGGACGCCGCGGCGCUGCAGGCCUUCCUGGCGCCGUUCGGGUCCGCGACCGUGUCGUGGAACGCGUCCCGGCCGGCCUGCUCCUGGACGGGCGUCGUCUGCACGGGCGGCCGCGUCACGGAGAUCCACCUGCCCGGGGACGGUCUCCGGGGCGCGCUCCCCGUCGGCGUGCUCGGCGGGCUCACGAAGCUCGCCGUGCUGUCGCUGCGGUACAACGCGCUCUCCGGCCCGCUGCCGCCGGACCUCGCCUCCUGCGUCGAGCUCCGGGUGAUCAACCUGCAGUCCAACCUCCUCUCCGGCGAGCUCCCGGCGGCGGUGCUGGCGCUCCCGGCGCUGACGCAGCUCAACCUCGCGGAGAACCGCUUCUCCGGGAGGAUACCGCCGAGCAUUGCCAAGAACGGGCGGCUGCAAGUUCUCUACCUCGACGGCAACCGCCUCACGGGGGUGCUGCCGAACGUCAGCAUGCCGUCGCUCACCAUGUUAAACGUCUCCUUCAACAACCUCACCGGCGAGGUGCCUAAGGGCCUCAGCGGCAUGCCGGCGACGUCUUUCCUCGGCAUGCCGUUGUGCGGCAAGCCCCUCCCGCCGUGCCGGGUGCCAAGUACGCCGGAAUCACCGACGCGGCCUCCCGCGCUCGCGCCCGAAGCACCGGCGGCCUCGCCAGACAACCGCGGACGAGGCAGGCACCACCUCGCCGGUGGCGCCAUCGCAGGCAUUGUGAUUGGCUGUGCGUUCGGCUUCUUGCUCAUCGCGGCCGUUCUCGUCCUCGUGUGUGGCGCGCUAAGGCGCGAGCCAAGAUCAACCUACCGCAGCCAUGACGCCGUCGCGGCAGAGCUGGCGCUGCACAGCAAAGAGGCAAUGAGCCCCAACGGCUACACUCCGCGGGUCUCCGACGCGAGGCCGCCGCCUUCGGUGCCGCCUGCCGUCGCCGCCGCAUCCGUGGGGAAGAAGAAGCUUUUCUUCUUCGGGAGGAUCCCUCGGCCCUACGACCUCGAGGACCUGCUGCGCGCGUCCGCCGAGGUUCUCGGCAAGGGCACGUACGGCACCACGUACAAGGCCGCGAUUGAGUCCGGGCCGGUCAUGGCGGUGAAGCGCCUCAAGGAGACCUCGCUGCCGGAGCGCGAGUUCCGGGACAAGGUCGCGGCGAUCGGCGGCAUCGACCACCCCAACGUCGUGCCCCUGCAGGCCUAUUACUUCAGCAAGGACGAGAAGCUCAUGGUGUACGAGUUCGUGGCCAUGGGCAGCCUCUCCUCCAUGCUUCACGGCAACCGCGGCUCCGGCCGGUCGCCGCUGAGCUGGGAGUCGAGGAGGCGCAUUGCGCUGGCCUCUGCGCGCGGCCUCGAGUACAUCCACGCCACGGGCUCCAUGGUGACGCACGGCAACAUCAGGUCCUCCAACAUCCUCCUCAGCCGGUCGGUGGACGCGCGCGUGGCCGACCACGGCCUGGCGCACCUCGUCGGCCCCGCGGGCGCGCCAGCGGCGACCCGCGUCGCGGGGUACCGCGCGCCGGAGGUCGUGGCGGACCCGCGCCGGGUGUCGCAGAAGGCCGACGUGUACAGCUUCGGCGUGCUGCUCCUGGAGAUGCUGACGGGGAAGGCGCCGACGCACGCCGUGCUGCACGACGAGGGCGUGGACCUCCCGCGGUGGGCGCGCUCCGUGGUGAAGGAGGAGUGGACGGCCGAGGUGUUCGACACGGAGCUGCUCAGGCACCCCGGCGCCGAGGAGCAGAUGGUGGAGAUGCUGCGGCUGGCCAUGGACUGCACCGUGCCCGCACCGGACCAGCGGCCGGCGAUGCCAGAGAUCGUGGCGCGCAUCGAGGAGAUCGGCACCGCCGGGUCGGCGUCGACGGCGAGGUCCGGACGGAGCGCGUCCAUGGACGAGGCCGACGACCGGCCGCUGAGGCCCACCGGAUCGAUCCGUCAGAGCUAAGAUGGUGGUCAAGUUGGUGAUAGGAGAAGCCCUGAUGCAAUCACGCAAUGUGUAAUUACUUCUAGUACCUGAUUAAUGUUCAAUGGAAAAGUUUUAGGCUCGAGCCCAUUGCAAAUUUGCAAA
Setaria italica (foxtail millet) is the source of this 2486-nucleotide messenger RNA. RefSeq names its product probable inactive receptor kinase RLK902. Gene Ontology annotation, biological process: protein phosphorylation. Lineage: Eukaryota; Viridiplantae; Streptophyta; Magnoliopsida; Poales; Poaceae. The coding region runs from base 342 to 2363 and encodes 673 amino acids. The transcript has 3 exons. The record is from RefSeq and is a predicted model, not a curated record. Gene Ontology annotation, molecular function: ATP binding; protein kinase activity; protein binding.